Molecule: messenger RNA, 5333 nt
Organism: Psammomys obesus (fat sand rat)
Lineage: Eukaryota; Metazoa; Chordata; Mammalia; Rodentia; Muridae
Gene: Tbc1d1
Product: TBC1 domain family member 1
Exons: 21
Coding region: 103-3849 (1248 amino acids)
Source: RefSeq, a predicted model, not a curated record
UCUCCCCCAGGAUUCUGCCCUCAGAAGCAUGUGAAAUAGAUUACUUCAUUUAAAGUAGGAAAAUAGCGGCGCGCUUUUCUGGCUCUCCAGACCCUUCCCAGGAUGGAGGCCAUCACAUUCACAGCACGAAGGCACGCAUUCCCUAACGAGGUCUCCGUGGACUUCGGCUUGCAGCUCGUGGGCUCCUUACCUGUGCAUUCUCUCACCACCAUGCCCGUGCUGCCGUGGGUGGUAGCCGAGGUGCGGAGACUCAGUGGCCAGUGCUCCAGAAAGGAGCCUGGGAUGAAGCAAGUGCGGCUUUGGGUCUCGCCCUCCGGACUGAAAUGUGAACCUGACCUGAGGAAGAGCCAGCAGUGGGACCCACUGAUCUGCUCCAGCAUCUUUGAGUGCAAGCCUCAGCGUGUCCACAAACUGAUCCACAACAGUCAUGACCCGAGCUACUUCGCCUGUCUUAUUAAGGAGGAUGCCACCCAGAGUCAGAGCCUCUGCUAUGUGUUUAAAGCAGAUGAUCAAACAAAAGUGCCUGAGAUCAUCAGCUCCAUCCGGCAGGCCGGCAAGAUCGCCCGCCAGGAAGAGCUGCGCUGCCCCUCCGAGUUCGACGACACUUUCGCCAAGAAGUUCGAGGUGCUCUUCUGUGGCCGGGUCACUGUGGCCCACAAGAAGGCGCCGCCCGCGCUGAUCGACGAGUGCAUCGAGAAGUUCAACCACGUGAGCGGCGGCGGCAGGGCCGACCAGGACGCGCCCACGGGGCCACCGUCGGCGCCCGGCCCCCGGCCCAUGCGCAAGUCCUUCUCCCAGCCCGGACUGCGCUCGCUGGCCUUCCGGAGGGAGUUCCAGGACGCCGGCCUCCGCAGCAGCACCUUCAGCUCCUUCGACGACGGCAUCGAGAACCACCUCAUCGGCGGACACAGUGUGGUGCAGCCCACAGAUAUUGAGGAGAACCGGACGAUGCUCUUCACGAUUGGCCAGUCUGAAAUUUACCUCAUCAGUCCUGACACCAAAAAGAUUGCAUUGGAGAAAAAUUUUAAGGAGAUCUCCUUUUGCUCUCAGGGUAUUAGGCAUGUGGACCACUUUGGGUUUAUCUGCCGGGAGUGCUCUGGUGGCGGCGGCUUUCAUUUCGUCUGUUACGUGUUCCAGUGCGCAAAUGAGGCCCUGGUGGACGAGAUCAUGAUGACCCUGAAGCAGGCCUUCACGGUGGCUGCAGUGCAGCAGACUGCGAGUGCUCCGGCCCAGCUGUGCGAGGGCUGCCCCUUGCAGGGCCUGCACAAGCUCUGUGAGAGGAUAGAGGGAAUGAAUUCAUCUAAAACCAAAUUGGAACUCCAGAAGCACCUGACCACACUGACCAAUCAGGAGCAGGCAACUAUCUUCGAGGAAGUUCAGAAAUUGAGACCAAGAAACGAGCAGCGGGAGAAUGAAUUAAUUAUUUCUUUUUUGAGAUGUUUAUAUGAAGAGAAGCAGAAAGAGCACAGCCACACUGGGGAGCCGAAGCAGACCCCUCAGGUGGCAGCAGAGAACAUUGGGAGUGAACUGCCCCCCAGUGCCAGCCGGUUCAGGCUAGAUUCACUGAAGAACAGAGCAAAGAGGUCUUUAACAGAGUCCUUGGAAAGCAUUCUGUCUCGGGGUAAUAAAGCCAGAGGCCCGCAGGCCCACUCUGCCAGCACGGACCUGGACAGCUCUACUUCUAGUACUCUAAGUAACACCAGCAAAGAGCUAUCCAUGGAUGACAAGGAGGCCUUGCCCAUCUCUGAGAGCUCCUUCAAGCUUCUUGGCUCUUCAGAUGACCUGUCUAGUGACUCAGAGAGCCACAUUGCAGAAGAGUCCGCUCUGUUGUCACCCCAGCAGGCGUUCAGAAGGAGAGCCAACACCUUGAGCCAUUUCCCUGUCGAGUGCCUGGUGCCCCCAGAACCUGCUCAGAGCUCUCCAGGGGUCUCUCAAAGAAAGCUCAUGAGGUAUCACUCCGUGAGCACAGAGACGCCUCAUGAAUGCAGUGUGGACCAUCUUCCUGGGGGUGAGUCUAAGUGUUGCUCAGGGCAGCCUUCAGCCCCUCCUCCGCCUCGUCUUAACCCCUCCGCCUCCUCACCAAACUUUUUUAAGUACCUAAAACACAGUUCAAGUGGAGAACAGAGUGGCAAUGCUGUGCCCAAAAGUGUCUCCUACCGUAAUGCCCUGCGGAAAAAACUCCAUUCUUCCUCCUCUGUGCCAAAUUUUCUAAAAUUUCUGGCUCCUGUAGAUGAAAAUAACACCUGUGACUUUAUGAGCACGAACAGGGACCUUGAAUCCAAAGCAAACCACCUGGGCGACACAGACGGGACCCCCAUGAAGACCCGGCGGCAUUCCUGGAGACAGCAGAUAUUCCUUCGAGUGGCCACUCCACAGAAGGCCUGUGACUCCCCAAGCAGAUACGAAGAUUAUUCAGAGCUGGGAGAGCUCCCUCCACGAUCCCCGUUAGAACCUGUGUGUGAGGAUGGACCAUUUGGCCCUGUACCUGAAGAAAAGAAGAGGACCUCGCGCGAGCUUCGAGAGCUGUGGAAAAAGGCGAUUCUGCAACAGAUCCUGCUGCUCAGGAUGGAGAAGGAGAAUCAGAAGCUACAAGCUUCUGAGAAUGAUUUGCUGAACAAACGCCUGAAGCUUGAUUAUGAAGAAAUCACUCCCUGUCUUAAAGAAGUAACUACAGUGUGGGAAAAGAUGCUUAGCACUCCAGGAAGAUCCAAAAUUAAGUUUGACAUGGAAAAAUUGCACUCAGCUGUUGGGCAAGGUGUGCCUCGUCAUCACCGGGGUGAGAUCUGGAAGUUUCUAGCUGAGCAGUUCCACCUUAAACAUCCAUUUCCCAGUAAACAGCAGCCCAAGGAUGUGCCCUACAAAGAGCUGUUGAAGAAGCUAACCUCGCAGCAGCAUGCCAUCCUCAUCGACCUUGGGCGAACCUUUCCAACGCACCCAUACUUCUCUGCCCAGCUUGGAGCAGGCCAGCUGUCACUGUACAACAUUCUGAAGGCCUACUCGCUCCUGGACCAGGAAGUAGGAUACUGCCAAGGUCUCAGCUUUGUGGCAGGCAUUCUGCUUCUUCAUAUGAGUGAGGAGGAGGCGUUCAAGAUGCUCAAGUUCUUGAUGUUUGACAUGGGGCUGCGGAAACAGUAUCGGCCAGACAUGAUUAUUUUACAGAUCCAGAUGUACCAGCUGUCGCGGCUCCUCCACGACUACCACAGAGACCUCUACAACCACCUGGAGGAGCACGAGAUCGGCCCCAGCCUCUACGCAGCUCCCUGGUUUCUCACCGUCUUCGCCUCACAGUUCCCACUUGGCUUUGUAGCCAGAGUCUUCGAUAUGAUCUUCCUUCAGGGGUCAGAGGUCAUAUUUAAAGUGGCCUUAAGUCUCUUGGGGAGCCAUAAGCCCUUGAUUCUGCAGCAUGAAAACCUGGAAACCAUAGUGGACUUCAUAAAGAACACACUCCCCAACCUGGGCUUGGUGCAGAUGGAGAAGACCAUCAGUCAGGUGUUUGAGAUGGACAUUGCCAAACAACUACAAGCCUAUGAGGUUGAGUACCAUGUGCUCCAAGAAGAACUUAUCGAUUCUUCUCCUCUCAGUGAUAACCAAAGAAUGGACAAAUUGGAAAAAACCAACAGCAGCUUACGCAAACAGAACCUUGACCUCCUGGAACAAUUGCAGGUGGCAAAUGCCAGGAUCCAAAGCCUUGAAGCCACAGUGGAGAAGCUUGUGAGCAGCGAGAGCCAGCUGAAGCAGGCGGCGCUGGCCCUGGAGGUGGAGCGCUCCGCCCUGCUGCAAAUGGUGGAGGAGCUGCAGAGAGCCCAGCCCGCCGGUGCGCGGGGACGCACGGAGCCCACAGGUGACUGACCACCUGGGAGAGACUGCGCACCACUGACUGUCCAGGCCUUAAUGGAGAGACGCAGCAGCUGGAGGCAGAGGAGGGAGAACUUCUCAGGGAGGAAGCUGGCUCGCCAGCCUGCAGAUUCUUCUUUUGAGCUCAGACUUGGAGUUUGGGAGGGCAAAAGUCCCAGAGUUUUUGUUGUUUUCGGUUCUAAUUCGUCCCCUUUCCAGUCCUGGUGGUUGUAGCUUUAGACGGCAUGGACAUGAAUAAAUGUACCUUUAUGGUUCCUCCUCCUUCAGAGGCACAGUGUUUGAAAAGGGCAGUCAUGACACCAGUGUUUCAGAAGCAAGAAGGGCUUGAAAUAAUCCCUCAGGCAAAAGUGUGAUCCUUUGUCAGUCUGCAGGGAAAGUUCCUGUGCACACCCUCGGUGUCGCCAUGAGGUGCAACGGGCCCCGUGUCCACUUUUACUAUGGAAUCCUGAGAGGACCACGGGGAGGACUACAAGGGGGUUGUUUCAAUUGGACAUCAGUCGUUACUGACUCCACAGUCACUCCCCUGGUACUGAAGAAGCUCAUGUUUUACAGUGUUUUGAUAUGUUGUUGCUCAUCCUUUCAAGUUGUGGUAGGUAAAUGUCUCAUAAGGAAAUCACAGUCUUUAGACUCCCUGUUAUUGUUAGUGUGGGACCUGCAGCCACGGGGUCUGAGAUAUUUAGUUCUUUGUGGUUGUUUCACAUUCACACUAGAGGGUCGUGUAUUUAUUUUUCUCUGUGGAAUGAUGUACCACAGCCAUGUCUUCCUUUGAGCCUUGACCCCUUGGAAAUCUGACUCCUUAUAUAAGGAACAGAGCACAUCAAGAUUUCAAGGGCUCUAAGAUUCUGAAAUGUCGCAAAAGAAACCAGGCUAAGAUUGCAAUCAGACCUAUGGCAGCUGACAGCUUUUCAGAGGUAGGGUGUGUUUUGAAAAGUACUCAAAGCACAGUGACUUCUCCUUGAGAUGGCGAGGACCCUGUGCCUUCAGGCAGAGUGCCACUGACAGUCACCUGCUUCCAGCUGGUCCUGUGGAGGGCACCGCCCAGAUGUGUGACAACCCUUUUUUACAUACAAAGGCUUAGGGAGGCGGACCCAUCCUGCCUUGCCCUCUGCUGGCUGGCCCUCCUGUUCACAGGGCCUUAUAAGCCUGCUGUGUGGGGAGAGGCCAUCAGCCUUGGCUCCAUUUGGGAUCUCCUGUCCCUCUUUAGAGGGACACCAAAUGGCUGGAGGUGUGUAGGACUCCCUCCUGGUCUUGCAUGGAGAAGAAUCCUCUCCACAAGCCAACAUGACCCGUCCCAGGGGCCACUCUUGCAGGUGGCUCCAGCAGGGGUAGUUGGAGGAGGUAACAGUGGAGGGCUUCUCUCCUCAUUCUAUUUUGUUAUCUGAAUGUUUUAAAAUGUUGAAUUUUCGACAUAUUAUUACUGUUCAAAAACAUUGACUUCACAGUAAGAAACAAGAAAGCAAUAAAGCAGAUAAUUCACA